Messenger RNA from Notolabrus celidotus (New Zealand spotty), 1866 nucleotides. RefSeq names its product acid phosphatase 7, tartrate resistant (putative) (gene acp7). Gene Ontology annotation, molecular function: acid phosphatase activity; metal ion binding. NCBI's taxonomy places the organism in Eukaryota, Metazoa, Chordata, Actinopteri, Labriformes, Labridae. The coding region runs from base 221 to 1540 and encodes 439 amino acids. The record is from RefSeq and is a predicted model, not a curated record. The transcript has 15 exons.
UAGUUUUUGAGAAUUGUGAAAUCCAGCUUCUUUAUUGACUUUAUCCUGUAAGUGUUAAUGAGAGAACAAAGGGCUUUUAAUGUGCGUAACGGUGUACGUACGCGACGAAGUUGUUAAUAACAUUUUCACCACUCAGGCUCACUGAUGUAAAGGUCCUCAUCUGAAACCAACACAUGGUCUGCGUGUAUGUUGCUGUUACUGAGGUCAGUCCAGAAUUAAAAUGAGACCUGCUCAUGCAGCUUGUGCUCUGUUGAGCCUUGCACCCCUGUUGGUGCUUGGUGUUCCUCCCAUUUGGACCCAGCCUGAGCAGGUGCACCUCUCUUAUCCAGGAGAACCAGGGUCUAUGGUGGUGACAUGGACAACUUUUAAUAAGACUGAGAGUAAUGUGGAGUACAGCCUUCUGGGGGGUCGUCUCUUUGAGAUGACAGCCAAAGGUGAUGCUACUCUUUUUGUGGACUCUGGAGAAGAGAAGAGGAAGAUGUUCAUCCACAGAGUCACUCUCAGAGACCUCAAACCUGCUGCUUCUUACGUCUAUCACUGUGGGAGCGAUGAGGGCUGGAGCGACAUUUUCUUCUUCACUGCUCUGAAUGACAGCACUAGUUUCAGUCCAAGGUUUGCUCUGUAUGGUGACCUGGGCAAUGAGAACCCUCAGUCUCUGGCUCGGCUGCAAAAGGAGACACAGCAGGGCAUGUACGAUGCUAUCCUACACAUAGGGGACUUUGCCUACGACAUGCAUGAGGACAAUGCCAGGAUCGGAGAUGAGUUCAUGAGGCAGGUCCAGUCCAUAGCUGCCUACGUGCCCUACAUGACCUGUCCAGGCAACCAUGAAGCCUCAUAUAACUUCUCUAACUACAGGAAUCGCUUCAGCAUGCCCGGCAACACUGAGAGCUUGUGGUACAGCUGGAACCUGGGGUCAGCGCACAUCAUCUCCCUCUCCACUGAGGUUUAUUUCUAUCUCGAGUUCGGCCUGGAGCUCCUCUUCAAGCAGUACGAGUGGCUGAGGAAAGACCUGGAGGAGGCCAACAAGCCAGAAAACCGAGCAGUGCGUCCAUGGAUCAUCACUAUGGGACACAGGCCCAUGUACUGCUCUGAUGAUGACCAGGACGACUGUACCACAUUUGACUCCUACGUCCGACGGGGACGGAAUGACACCAAACCACCAGCUCCUGGUCUGGAGGAUCUAUUUUACCUCUAUGGAGUGGAUUUGGAGCUAUGGGCACAUGAACACACUUAUGAGAGACUGUGGCCUGUCUACGGCGACAAGGUGUUCAAUGGGAGCAAAGAGCAGCCUUAUGUGAACCCAAAAGCUCCAGUUCACAUUAUCACGGGCUCUGCUGGCUGCAGAGAGAGGACCGACAGGUUCAACCCAAACCCUAAAGAGUGGAGCGCUUUCCGCAGCUCAGACUAUGGCUACACUCGCAUGCAAGUGGUCAACACUACCCACCUGUACCUGGAGCAGGUCUCUGAUGACCAGUACGGCAAAGUGAUUGACAACAUAUGGGUUGUGAAAGAAAAGCACGGCUACGCUUCCUGGUUCUGAGGAACAUCUUACCAAAACAAUCUGCCCAGGGAAUGCACUUUGAACUUUAGACAAGCACGUGUUUUGCAAGUUGCACUGACAAAUAAAUAAACCAAUUUAUUCAUUCCUACAUAAAUCAUCUUUCAAAUCAAGAAGAAUUAAAUCUGCUCGUUUUAUUUGCUGUAUUUUCCUCUCUGCUUUAAAUAAUAAGAAUGCCACUGUGUGAUUAUUAAGAACUGUGAAUGUAUCAUGCAACUGGAAUUAGCUGUCAGGCUCUCUCCUACUGUUUUGUAAACAGAAAAUACAAAAACUUUUAAGAGAUUCAAUAAAUUCUUCUUUUUUAUGAA